AUGGGUGUAUCAGGCUUAGGUUCUGGUUUAGCAAAUUGCAUUAAUCUCUCAAAUUUGACACUUGAGCUUGAGAAGAAUGAAAUAGAUGAUUAAGGUGCAUCAUGCUUAGGUUCGGGUUUAGGAAAUUGCAUUAAUCUCUCAAAUUUGAUACUUCAGCUUUUGUACAAUGAAAUUGGUGCAAUGGGUGCUUCAGGCUUAGGUUCUGGUUUAGGAAAUUGCAUUAAUCUCUCAAAUUUGUCACUUGAGCUUUAGAACAAUUAAAUUGGUGAGGAAGGUGCAUCAGACUUAGGUUCUGGCUUAGCAAAUUGCAUUAAUCUCUCAAAUUUGACACUUGAGCUUGAUUCCAAAAAAAUUGGUGCAAUUGGUACAUCAGGCUUAGGUUCUGCUUUAGCAAAUUGCAUAAAUCUCUCAAAUUUGAAACUUUACCUUUAUGGCAAUUAAAUUGGUGAUGAAGGUGCAUCAAGCUUAGGUUCUGGUUUAGCAAAGUGCGUUAAUCUCUCAAAUUUGAUAAUUCACGUUGAUUCUAAUUAAAUUGGUGAUGAAGGUGCAUCAGGCUUAGGUUUUGGUUUAGCAAAUUGCAUUAAUCUCUCAAAUUUGACACUUUACCUUUAUUCCAAUAAAAUUGGUAAUGGAGGUGCAUUAGGCUUAGGUUCUGGUCUAGCAAAUUGCAUUAAUCUCUUAAAUUUGGUACUUUAACUUUAUUCCAAUUAAAUUGGUGAUGAAGGUGCAUCAGACUUAGGUUCUGGUUUAGGAAAGUGUAUUAAUCUCUCAAAUUUGACACUUAACCUUAAUAGCAAUUAAAUUGGUGAUGAAGGUGCAUCAGGCUUAGGUUCUGGUUUAGGAAAUUGCAUUAAUCUCUCAAAUUUAGAACUUUACCUUUUUGGCAAUUAAAUUGGUGAUAAAGGUGCAUUAGGCUUAGGUUCUAGUUUAUCAAAGUGCAUUAAUCUUUCAAAUUUGACACUUAUCUUUGGUUAGAAUUAAAUUAGUGCUAUAAGUGCAUCAGGCUUAGGUUCUGAUUUAGCAAAUUGCAUUAAUCUCUCAAAUUUGACACUUUAACUUUAUUCCAAUUAAAUUGGUGAUGAAGGUGCAUCAGGCUUAGGUUUUGGUUUAAAAAAUUGCAUAAAUCUCUCAAAUUUGACACUUAACGUUGGUUCCAAUAAAAUUGGUGAUGGAGGUGCAUCAGGAUUAUGUUCUGGUUUAGCAAAUUGCAUUAAUCUCUCAAAUUUGAAUCUUUACCUUAAUCGCAAUUAAAUUGGUGAUAAAGGUGCAUCAAGCUUAGGUUCUGCUUUAGCAAAUUGCAUUAAUCUCUCAAAUUUGGAACUUAACGUUGAUGAAAAUUAAAUUGGUUCAAUGGGUGCAUCAGGCUUAGGUUCUGCUUUAGCAAAUUGCAUUAAUCUCUCAAAUUUGACACUCAAAGCUGCUUCCAAUAAAAUUGGUGAUGAAGGUGUAUCAGGCUUAGGUUCUGGCUUAGCAAAGUGCAUUAAGCUCUAAAAUUUGACACUUAGCCUUAGUCGCAAUUAAAUUGGUGAUGAAGGUGCAUCAGGAUUAGGUUAUGGUUUAGGAAAUUGCAUUAAUCUCUCAAAUUUGGAACUUUACCUUUAUUACAAUUAAAUUGGUGAUGAAGGUGCAUCAGGCUUAGGUUAUGGUUUAGCAAAGUGCAAUAAUCUCUCAACUUUAACACUUAACGUUGGUUCUAAUAAAAUUGGUGCAAUAGGGGCAUCAGGCUUAGGUUAAGGUCUAGCAAAUUGCAUUAAUCUCUCAAAUUUGAUACUUUUCCUUAGAAUAUAAAACAAAAAAGGUCUUUGA
Molecule: messenger RNA, 1806 nt
Organism: Tetrahymena thermophila SB210
Lineage: Eukaryota; Ciliophora; Oligohymenophorea; Hymenostomatida; Tetrahymenidae
Product: tetratricopeptide repeat protein
Exons: 21
Biological process (GO): nucleocytoplasmic transport; activation of GTPase activity
Cellular component (GO): nucleus; perinuclear region of cytoplasm; cytosol
Molecular function (GO): GTPase activator activity; small GTPase binding
Source: RefSeq, a predicted model, not a curated record